GAAUAACAUCGUUUAAAUAACCAUCAUUUUUGGAAAUCAAGAAUAAUUAUAAUAAUUGGCAAAAACAUGUGUAAAACAUGUUAUUCUUAGUUUAUAGAUGGUAAAAAAAUAAACGUUUUGUAAUAAAAGUAGUAGGUUUUGCAGACUAAAGUGGUAUCAUGGUAUAGUGAAGCCUUUGAACAUCAACUCAAGAACUGCAUUGAUUUGAAAUAUUUAUUCCUUGAUACCCAGUUUCUACAAACUCUGCCAAAAUGUCGAUAGUCGGGAAGUUCGGAGUGAGGCACGUCCAGGCGUUCCUUCUCUCGUGCGCCUUGGUGGUGAAUCAUAUGCAUCUCGGCAAUCUCGGUAUGGCAGUCGUUGUCAUAACUCAGAAGCACAAUGAAAGGCAAUGGAAAAGGAUAUUUUACACUGAGACAGUUGACCCAAUGUCGGAUAAUGUGACCUACGCCUCAGCUGCUUUCUUCUACGCUCAGAUGUUGUUCAGCAUCAUUGGUGGCUACCUCAGCACUAAGAUAAACAACAAGUUACUCUUAUUGAUAUCAUCUAUAGUAUCAUUUCUGGUUUCUUACCUCACCCCAACACUGGUCAAUAUAUUCGAAUGGAAAGCAUUUUUUUUCAUCAGACUUGUACAAGGGGCUACACAGGGUUUUGUGAAGCCUGUGGUUUAUAACUUGGCUGCUCGAUGGUUGCCAACUGAAGAGAUGCUUCUAUUGGGACCCGCAAUAAUAUGUGGACUGUACACAGGAGUGUGUUUCAUGCUAAUGAUGGGAGGGUACUUGGGGGCUGGUCAUGGCGGGUGGCAUUCCAUAUUCUAUUUCUCAGGCAACUGUGGCCUGCUCUGGAGCUUAGCAUUCUAUGGGCUAGGCUUUGCGUCUCCUAAUGAUUGUUACUAUAUAUCAGAACUGGAGAAGAAUCACAUUAAUGACAAUGUUCCUCCGUCUAUUCUUGCACCUUAUAGACACAACAUACCAUGGAGGAAGAUUUUUAGUAACAUUCCACUAUGGACAGUUCUGGUUUGCCAAUUUGCGAAUAACUGGUCAUUUAAUGUUUUUGUUAAGAUAUGGCCAGUAUACUUACAGCACAAACUUCAUUUUGAACUUCACGAAACAGGUAUAAUUUGUGGAACCCCAUUUUUAUUUGUAAGCAUUACUGUUUAUGCUGCAACUAUAUUAUUCCAUUAUUUAUGGAACUAUGGAAAGCUGAACUUCGUUGUAGUGAGACAUGUUUGCAAUGCAAUAGCUCAAUUCGGUGCUGCCUACAGUUUUAUGGUUUGUUCAUCCUCAGAGAAAAUACUGGUGACUGUCAUUUUUCAUCACAUUGGAGUACUAAUAAGUUCAUUACAGCUAUUUGGAUUCUACAUGAAUUACUAUGACUUGUCACCUACUUAUGUUGGACUGACAUCAGGCAUAUGCAAUGGAAUAGCUAGCAUAGCAUCCAUAGUUGGACCUCAUGUUACGUUGGACAUGUACAAUCAAUAUGGACAAGAUGAAGAGGCAUGGACUAAGGACAGGCAAUUCAUAGGUUGGCGAAAAGGUUAUGAUCUCUGUAGUUUGAUUUUUUUCAUAGGAGGCACAGCAUUUAUGUUCCUUGGGCAAGUUAAAAGACAAGAGUUUGAUAACAAUGAACAAAAAAAACAGGUCAAGAAAAACAUAAUUAGCUGGUCAACAAAACCAUGAAAUGGUAUUUAUGUUUAUGCUUUAUGUAGUAUCUAGUACAAAUUAAAAUCUUAAAUUUUCCUUCAA
Nezara viridula (southern green stink bug) is the source of this 1742-nucleotide messenger RNA. Lineage: Eukaryota; Metazoa; Arthropoda; Insecta; Hemiptera; Pentatomidae. The record is from the annotation of a GenBank genome assembly.